Trematomus bernacchii (emerald rockcod) is the source of this 3496-nucleotide messenger RNA. RefSeq names its product 1-phosphatidylinositol 4,5-bisphosphate phosphodiesterase delta-3-A-like. Bases 188 to 2521 code for a protein of 777 amino acids. Gene Ontology annotation, biological process: intracellular signal transduction; lipid metabolic process. The record is from RefSeq and is a predicted model, not a curated record. The transcript is spliced from 16 exons. Gene Ontology annotation, molecular function: phosphatidylinositol-4,5-bisphosphate phospholipase C activity; calcium ion binding. Lineage: Eukaryota; Metazoa; Chordata; Actinopteri; Perciformes; Nototheniidae.
AAGGUUUGGCCAGACUCCCGUCUCACUGCAGGAUAAAAGCAUGAGGAGCAGCCUGGAGGCUCUGUUCUCCUCCUGCAGGAGCUCCAUGCUGCUAGGCCUCUAACUGCCCAUCUCCUGCCCGAGGAACAGCGUCGGAUCCGGACAAAGGCUGAAGGAAGGGAAGGAGGCUGAGCGGCUCUCCUGCGUUAUGUUGGGCAACAGAAAGAAGGCAGCCCCGGGGGGGAGGAACGGAGCCGGGACGUCCGAGGCUAAGGCCAUCGACCCGCUGAGGAACCUGGGAGUGCAGGAAGAUGAAGAUGUGAAGCGGAUGAUGCAGGGCUCCAGCAUGAUAAAGGUCCGCUCGCCUCGCUGGCAGAAGCGUCGCACUCUGAAGCUGCUGGAGGACGGGGUCACUAUCUGGUGUCAGUCCCGUAAGACCACCAGCUGGGCCAAGGAGCAGCAGUCCUUCUCUGUGAUGGAGGUGGAGUGUGUUCGUGAGGGUGUCCAGUCAGAGACACUGCGGCAGAUGCUGGACUCAGGACAGGAGCAGCGGUGUUUGACGGUGGUCUUCAAGGGUCCCCGCAAAAGUCUGGAUCUGCUCUGCCAGAGCGUGGAGGAGGCCCAGCACUGGGCCCGCGGCAUGAGGACCCUGCAAGAGAGGGUGGAGAACAUGACCCAGAAGGAGAAGCUCAACCACUGGAUUCAUGCUUACCUGAGUCGGGCCGACCACAACCACGAUGAUAAGAUGAGCUAUGAGGAAGUCCAGACACUGCUACAGAUGAUCAACAUCGACCUGAGCGACCAGUAUGCCCGCACUCUCUUCCAGAAGUGUGACCAGUCAGCGGACGGCCGUCUGGACCACGAGGAGAUCGAGGUGUUCUGCAGGGAGUUGUUGCGGAGGCCAGAGCUGGAUGCUGUGUUUAUCCGAUACUCUGCAAACGGCUGCGUACUCUCCACUGUGGACCUGAGGGAUUUCCUGAAGGACCAGGGAGAAGACGCUUCAGUCACCCACGCCCAGAGCCUCAUCCUCACCUAUGAACUUAAUGCGUGGGCCCAGAAGAACCAGUUCAUGACUCCUAAUGGUUUCACCAUGUACAUGCUAUCCAAGGAGAACUGUGUGUUUGACCCUGAACAUGCCAGAGUUUACCAAGACAUGAGUCGGCCUCUGGCUCACUACUUCAUCUCCUCCUCCCACAACACCUACCUCACCAAGGACCAGCUGACCGGGGACAGCAGCACAGAGCCAUACAUCCGUGCCCUGAAACAUGGCUGCCGCUGUGUGGAGCUGGACUGCUGGGAUGGAGAUAAAGGAGAGCCAGUCAUCUACCAUGGACACACUCUCACCUCCAAAGUGCCCUUUGUCGAGGUCAUUCAGACCAUCAAUGACUAUGCUUUCAAAGCGUCCCCCUACCCUCUGAUCCUCUCCCUGGAGAACCACUGCUCCGUGGAGCAGCAGGCGGUGAUGGCCCGACACCUGAGAACCAUCCUGGGGGACAAACUGCUCACCAAGCCCCCCGAUGGUUUGGACCCUCACAAGAUGCCUUCUCCAGAGGAUCUUAAGGGUAAAAUCCUGGUGAAGGGGAAGAAGGAGCAGGUGGUGGGGGGGUGCUCGUCCAGCUCCUCAGACCUCAGCUGCUCAGACGAGGAGGCCAAACCCAGCAGCAAGAAGGAGGAGAAGAAGCCAGCAGUGUGUAAGCUGAGUCCUGAGCUGUCCGACCUGGUGGUGUACACCCGCAGUGUUCCCUUCAGGAGCUUCGAGCAGGCCACCAGAGGCCCAGCCACCGACAUGUCCUCCUUCUCUGAGAGUGAAGCGCUGCGGCACGCAAAGGACUCAGGGAUGUACUUUGUGCGUCACAACAGCCACCAGCUCAGCAGGAUUUACCCAUCAGGCCAGCGCCUCCAGUCCUCCAACUACAACCCUCAGGAGAUGUGGAACGCAGGCUGUCAAAUUGUUGCUUUGAAUUUUCAGACCCCAGGUGAGCAGAUGGACUUGAAUCGGGGCCGCUUCCUGCAGAACAGUCAGUGUGGGUACAUGUUGAAGCCCCCCUUCAUGUGCCAGCCGGACACCAAAUUCAACCCGGAGAACGUUGGGGGGGGUCCAGGCCACAGACCUGUGCUGCUCACUUUCCGGGUCAUCUCGGCUCAGCAGCUGCCUAAACCAGACUGGGACAAACCCACCUCCAUCGUGGACCCUCAUGUGUGGGUGGAGGUUCAUGGUGUUCCCAUCGACAUCAACAAGAAGAAAACGCCUCAUGUGGACAACAAUGGUUUUAACCCCCGCUGGGACUGCACCUUCAACUUCACCGUCCACGCUCCUGACCUGGCUCUGGUCCGCUUCCUGGUGGAGGACCAUGACUACACCUCCAGCAACGACUUCCUGGGACAAUACACCCUGCCUUUCUCCAGUCUGCGUACAGGGUAUCGUCACGUCAGGCUGCGCAAAGUGGACGGCUCCAGCCUCUCGCCCUCCUCCCUCUUCGUCCAUCUGAAGGUGACCCCCUGUGAGAGCAGCCCCUCCAAAGCAUCAGCCAAGAGACCCUAACCUGGUCUCUGCCAUGGAGCGGCAUGAAGCAGGAAGCCUGGACCCAUCUACCAGGACCCAGACCAAAGAAACGUUGAGGUCCUGACUCUUUUAAACUCACGAAAAAAGAGAAUUGUGUCUCUUCAAACCCCUUUUCAAUGACAACCGUCUGGGAGGAGGAGUCUAAUCUGCUGCCUCCUCACCAAAGUUUGGUACUAGAUUUUGUCCCUACAUACGACUCCGAGCUAACCUCAAACUUGUUAAGUCUCGUGCUUUCUGAAGGAACAACUUAUUUUUAACUUCUUGUAUCUUAUUUAAGUAUUUUUUAAAUCAAAAUAGUCUAGAAAUGCCUGCUGUUAGUGACUCAAGAAUGACUGAAUUAUGAAGUCAUUUUCUACAAACAGUCCUCGGCUGUGACAUGUAGCAUGUGUUAUAUUCAAUGCACCUGUGGAAUCCAGGUUAUAAUCUGCUGUCUACAGGCACUACAGUAACCUGUUCACUGUAAAUCUGUAUACAUUCAUCAAGAAGACCGCAUCCUAAUACAGCUGAUACUGGGUUCCAAUGUGAAAACGUACCCUAUACUGUAUGGCAAAAUAUUUACUGAAUCAGGGUCAUUUGUUUGAAGAUGUUACUGUAGAUCUCCAUGAUGAAUAACAGUUCCUGCCUGUCUGACACGUGCUGUACAAAUGAAGUUUUAAUCCCAUCCCAGUACUUUUAUAAUGUUGUGUUAAAGGGAAAACAUAUUUUUACGGCAUAACUUUUUUGUGAAAUGUUUGAUUCACAGUGACUGUAUUUUAGCUCCACACAAUCUACAUCUGUUGUUAUCAGUGAAUGACCAAACUAUAUUAUUAAGUAGAAUAUAGAGUUGUUAUAUUAUAGAAUCUGCUCGGUUAUGCAAUAGCGAAAUUAUGAUGUGCACUAGAUAGUGCGUUAGAUGAUAUAUAUAUGUAGAUGCUUCAUAGUUGCAAGAGUUGUCUUUGUUUACUCUGUGUUUAG